This is a messenger RNA of Lingula anatina, 864 nucleotides long. Its product is annotated as putative tyrosine carboxypeptidase MATCAP2. Lineage: Eukaryota; Metazoa; Brachiopoda; Lingulata; Lingulida; Lingulidae. The record is from RefSeq and is a predicted model, not a curated record.
UGGCGUCAUCGUAUCCAAGGAGGUAAUUUAAAAUUGUGAAAGUUUUGUCGCCGCUGCAUCAAAACGCUUUGUUGAUUUUGGUACAUAUUUGAGUAGUUUGGUGUCAAAUAUAUCAAAGGAUUGGAUUAACGAGGCCAAGCAAUCAAUGAUGUCUUAAUGUCAAUGGAAAACGGGAAUGAAGACUUCUUGAAUAAUAAGGUCAAAAUGAGUGCAGUUCUGCAAAGCUAGCAUUUACCUAUGCUUUAAAAAGUCGAAAUGGCCACAGCUGUAUCGACAACAGCUCUUCUAGAUAGUUUCAGCUUUCAGAGUUCAGAUGAUGAGAGUGAAAGAAAAAAGAGCAUUCCACAAUCACGAAAACGCAAAAAGAAACGGAAAAGACAAAGUACAGGUGGACCAGCAAGUAGAAAACCUUCCAGUAGGGAUAUCCGUACUUUAAAACCAGCGUGGAAUUAUUCCGGGAUUACAACAUCAUCAGCUAUGUCUUCUACUACUGAAACUACACAGCAGUUAUUGGGAUUCAAUGUGAAACGGGUGGAGCUGAGCUCGAAACCUUCCAACCAAAUGACUAGGUGUGCAUCCCAACAAGCCACCUGGUCUUCAUCGACAAAACUUCCAUCAGUUCAACAAACCAGAGCUUCCAGUGUUUUUUCGACAAAUCAAACAGGCUCAUUUCAGGAGAAAAAGAAAAGGAAAGUGGCUCUCUUGGUUGCCAUAAAGCCAGAGAAUGUGGAAUCGGAAAAGGCACGCUUUUUUCGUGCCAGUUAUAACUAUCACCCUCUCUUUAUAUACAAGUACCCUGCUGAUCCUGAGGUGCUGGCCCGCACAAGUAAUCCUUCUGAUAGAUACCUCACUCAGUCUCAGUAA